Haplochromis burtoni (Burton's mouthbrooder) is the source of this 4789-nucleotide messenger RNA. RefSeq names its product muskelin 1, intracellular mediator containing kelch motifs (gene mkln1). Gene Ontology annotation, molecular function: protein binding. NCBI's taxonomy places the organism in Eukaryota, Metazoa, Chordata, Actinopteri, Cichliformes, Cichlidae. The record is from RefSeq and is a predicted model, not a curated record. Gene Ontology annotation, cellular component: cytoplasm. Bases 56 to 2284 code for a protein of 742 amino acids. The transcript is spliced from 18 exons.
CUGUCAAUAUUCGCUCCUUGCUAACCUCUCGCUGUCUGUUAUUUUCUGCAACAAGAUGGCUGUCGCUCCCGAGAGCAGAGUCCUCACUUUCAGCGUUUUUAAAUGGAGCUCUUACUCGUCUACAUAUUUACCUGAGAAUAUCUUGGUGGAUAAACCUAACGAUCAGUCCUCCAGGUGGUCUUCUGAGAGCAACUAUCCUCCACAGUUUUUAAUCUUAAAAUUGGAAAGGCCAGCAAUUGUUCAGAGCAUCACCUUUGGGAAAUAUGAGAAGACUCAUGUGUGCAACUUGAAGAAGUUCAAAGUGUUUGGUGGGAUGAGCGAAGAAAACAUGACCGAGCUUUUGUCCAGUGGCCUUAAGAAUGACUACAACAAGGAAACGUUCACCUUAAAGCACAAGAUCGACGAGCAGAUGUUCCCCUGCAGAUUUGUCAAAAUAGUGCCUCUGAUGUCUUGGGGUCCGAGUUUCAACUUCAGCAUCUGGUACAUUGAGCUGCAUGGAAUUGAAGACCCAGAUGUGGUGCAGCCCUGCCUUAACUGGUAUAGCAAGUACCGAGAACAGGAAGCCAUCCGCCUUUGCCUGAAGCACUUCCGACAGCAUAACUACACAGAGGCCUUCGAGUCGCUGCAGAAGAAGACUCGAAUAGCUCUGGAGCACCCCAUGCUAACCCACCUGCACGACCGACUGGUGCUGCAAGGAGACUUUGAUGCCUGUGAGGAGCUGAUAGACAAAGCUGUGAGAGAUGGCUUGUUUAACCAGUACAUCAGCCAGCAGGAGUACAAGCCCAGGUGGAGUCAGAUCAUCCCCAAAUGCAACAAAGGUACAAGCGCCCAAGAAAUCAACCGCGACGACAUGAACAGUGACGGUGACGACAACAGGCCGGGGAUGAGGGGAGGACAUCAAAUGGUCAUUGACGUCCAAACUGAGACGGUGUACCUGUUUGGAGGCUGGGAUGGGACGCAGGAUUUGGCAGACUUCUGGGCCUACAGUGUGCAGGAGAACCAGUGGGCCUGCAUCUCCAGAGACACAGAGAAAGAGAGUGGUCCGAGUGCUCGCUCAUGCCACAAGAUGUGCAUCGACUCACAGCGGCGACAGAUCUACACGCUGGGCCGCUACCUGGACUCCAGUGUCAGGAACAGCAAGUCGCUGAAGAGCGAUUUUUACCGCUAUGACAUAGACGCCAACACCUGGACGCUACUAAGCGAGGAUACGUCGGCCGACGGAGGGCCAAAGUUGGUGUUUGACCACCAGAUGUGCAUGGACUCUGAGAAGCACAUGAUCUACACGUUUGGGGGUCGGAUCCUGACGUGUAAUGGAAGCGUGGAUGACAGCCGGACGUCGGAGCCGCAGUUCAGCGGCCUGUACGCCUACCACUGCCAACUGGGGACGUGGAGCCUCCUGCGGGAGGACUCGUGCAACGCUGGCCCAGAGGAUGUUCAGUCCCGUAUCGGGCACUGCAUGCUCUUCCACACUAGGAACCGCUGCCUCUACGUGUUUGGUGGUCAGAGGUCAAAGACGUACCUCAAUGAUUUCUUCAGUUACGAUGUGGAUGGAGAUCACGUAGAAAUCAUAUCUGAUGGCACCAAGAAAGACUCUGGGAUGGUGCCGAUGACGGGCUUCACCCAGAGAGCCACCAUCGACCCUGAACUCAACGAGAUCCAUGUCCUGUCCGGCCUCAGUAAAGACAAGGACAAACGCGAGGAAAAUGUGCGCAACUCCUUCUGGAUCUACGACAUCGCCCGCAACAACUGGUCUUGUGUGUAUAAGAACGAUCAGGCAGUGAAAGAAAACCCAAGCAAGGCUCUGCAGGAGGAGGAGCCAUGUCCACGCUUUGCUCACCAGCUGGUCUACGAUGAGAUGCACAAAGUGCAUUACUUGUUUGGGGGAAACCCCGGGAAGUCUUGUUCUCCUAAGAUGCGCCUGGAUGACUUUUGGUCCCUCAAACUGUGUCGGCCCUCCAAGGAAUACCUGCUCCGCCACUGCAGAUACCUCAUCAGAAAAUACAGGUUUGAAGAAAAGGCCCAGUCAGAGCCACUGAGUGCACUGAAGUAUCUCCAGAACGACCUGUCUCUCACUGUAGACCACACAGACCCGGAUGAGACCAAAGAGUUCCAGCUGCUGCCCUCGGCGCUCUUCAAGUCCAGCUCUGACUUCAUCCCUCUUGGUUUCUCAGACAUAGACCAGACGUACGCUCAGCGGACACAGCUCUUCGAUACGCUCGUCAACUUCUUCCCAGACAGCAUGACUCCACCUAAGGGCAACUUGGUAGACCUUAUCACGCUCUAGCCCCUCCCAGCCUGCCGCUCGCCACACUGCUCUGACUGAACGCCCAGCCGCACACACCGUGUGGAGACAGAGACCAGUUAUUUUUCUAUUCUGGAACGCCCCCUGCUGGUGGGAUCACACUUCACCCACCUCCACCCCACUGAUCUGCUGCUAUCACGGGCUGCAUUACCAUGACGAUGAGGGCAGCAAACACACACACACUGCUGUCCUUGUUGAAUACGUGAAAUUUCUACAACAGCCUGAGGGUGUGUGUGUGCGUGUGUGUGUACACCUGUGCUUUUUUCCUUUUGUCUUGCUGAUGGAGACUGCAGGAGCCAAGCCCAGCGCAUCACUUUUGUUUUUGUUUGUUUUUUGUUGUUGAAGCUAAACAAAAAUAAUUUGCACAUUUGUUUGCUGACUCUUCUUCGAUCUGUGCUUUCAGAAUCAACCACACAUGUCCAUUCACAUGUUUACAUCUGAGGCCAGUUGUUAAAAAAUUAAGAUUGUGUUGUUUUUUGUUGUUUCUCCUAUAAAACCACAUGUCAGCGUCAUUUUAAUGAGUUGGUAAGCUGGCUUUCCUGCAGCACCUGCCCCUAUUUAUGAGUGUGACGGCUGCACAGGCUGGAAAAAGUCAGCAGUUUUAAGCAUCGUAGGAACAAUAGAGGAAUGAUUCUAUGAGAUAAAGUUUAAUAUAUAUAUUAAAUAUAUAGGUAUAUAGGUUUUGGUUGCUAUCCCUGUAAAACUGGCUGAUAACAGUGAAAUUAUUGGCCUGUCGUUGAAUUCUGAGUGGAUGUACAGAAUAUGUAAAUAUACAUAUAGGAAUUUGCUCCACGUGUCCUGGGCUUGUGUCAGGUCAUGCUCUUUCUCCCCAUCCUUAUCAACAAAUGUCAAAAACAAAAAAACAUCAGGGUCCAGUCACUCUGUGGCUCCACAUUUAGCAGUUACUUACUGAGGAGAGUUUAAACGAGACGUGAGUGAGGUGCUGGUGCAGGUAUCCACCGUGAUCUUUGCAGAGCAGCUAAAGGUGUUUUCAGUUUGGCAGCAUGUUCCUUCAAUGGGAGGAUGAAGUGCAUGAAGCUCUGGUCUGAUUAUCAGUCAGUCACAUAUACAAUCAUGGAACUUCCAGCUUAUGAUCUGCGUUGAAUAUUAAAGGCUGGGUUAUCAACUUUUCUGUACUGAUAAUAAUUAGUGCUGUGAGCGUUAAUCUCAUUAAAAUGACGUUAACGUCAUACCUGAAUUAACGCGGAAAAUCUCCGAGUUAGCGUGGCUCGCCCGUGCGUGGGGCUGGACAGCACUAACCCGUUGGUGGCGUGCAGCCCAACGAGCGAGCCGCGUUAACUCGCUAACGGAGAUUUGCCGCUUCAAAGCGGUUCUGGCGUUAACGUGAUUUCAACUGGAUCAACGCUCGCAGCACUAACAAUAACUCAACUGGGCUACAGUUAUGACCUUCAUGACUAAUCUCAUCGUGUAACCAACGAGCUGCUGGCUCGGCCCAAGAAAAUGGAGAGCAACUUAAAAAAAGAAGCACAACUUCUGUUGACUGAGUUCCUGUGGUUGACCUGGAUGUGCUGCAGUUACAGCUAGAAACGAUCCCACCCUGUUCUUUAGGUUCAGCACAGUCUGUGACAUAAAAGCAUGCUGAUUGGUCAGGUGGCAAAAUAAUGUGCUGGGGUCACCUUUCCCACCUUUGUUGUCGUGAACACGCACAACCUUCCUUCAUCGGCUGCUGUACCUCCUGAUCACACAAACACAGAAGGAGAUCCUGAAGCUUCUCAUUGUGCAAUUAGCCUCGCUGAGGACUCCUUGGUCCACGAACAGGCGCAUCUUCAGAUCAUGGAGACAUUUGCAGUUUGUAAAAUUUGAUCCUCAGCUGCUUCGGCUUAUUUUUAUUAUACGCCUGAGACUUUCUUACCAACCAUGUGUAACACACAGACCUGAUUGUAGCCUCACAUACGGAAGGAAAACAUUGAGCUGGGAAGUUUGGAUAAAAUGCUUUUGGAGGAUGUCGAAGGUCCGAGUAGCUGGAUAUGUGUAGCAGUGUUGAAAUGGACUGAAGCUGUGGUAGCUGCAGUUUCUGUCACCUCUGAGGGAUCCGUGUUUCAUGCAGGUGCUUACUCCCCAUUGGCUUUCCUGUUUGCCGUCUUCCCUGACUGAGUCAGACUCUCACUAAUUGCAUUUCACAGGAAAUGUUUUCGCUUAUAUUUCUUCCAGUGCUUUGUUUCUGAUAACUGUGAUGCAGUAGAACACUACAGACGCAGUCACACAGCUGCUGGGACUCUUGAGCACCGUCCGUCGAGCGUAUGCUGUACUUGAACAGACUUCUUCCUGGGAGAUUCAAAGAACGUUCGGCACAGUUUAAUGAAAGAGUGGAUUCUUUUACAGUCGCGUAACGCAGGCCAAAUUUACGUUUCACACUCUUUCCCUCAUAGUUUGAAUCAGUUGGCAUCUUUGAUUCAAUCUCAUUCAUUGGACACAUGAAUUAUAGAUAAUGCUCUUAUUUUGAAAUUAAAGAACCUUAAGAACGUU